ACAGAUCUCAGUCCAAGUUGUGGUGUAUGUCUCAUCUUUUCCACACUCCAUUUUCCAGAUUUUCCCGGUAAACAAACAGCCGAUGAACCCCACACCAACUUAUUAAAUUCAUUCACUGCCCUCUUCUCUUCAUCUCCGUUCAAAAGCUAACCAAGAAAAAGAAAAUUUCAUUUCUACCAACACGUUGAUUGACUCAGCCUCUCAGUCUACAUCAAUUCUCUUGCAAUAAUAUAUAAUAUGGGUUGAUAUUUUCUCUCGUUUGCAGCUUUUGUUUAAUCUUUUGAGGGGAAGCAAAUUAAAAAGAUUGAAUUAAUGCUAGCUGUGUCACCUUUGAGGAACACAAGCAAAGAUGGAAGCAAAGGAGAGAUGAAGAGUUUUACUAUCAGCUCCGAAGAGUGUCCGGAUUUUGCAGACGGGAACUUACUCGAGAGUAUCGAUUUCGACGAUUUUUUUCUCGGCAUCGACGUCCAAGGCGAUGUGUUGCCGGAUUUGGAGAUGGACCCCGAAAUACUUUCCGAAUUGCCUGCCGUCAGCGGCGGCGAGGAAUCGGAGAUGAACACAUCGGUGGAGAAAAUCGACGAAGGAGAUUGUCAAAAAGAAGAAGAAAAUAAAAAAUCGAGUUCGAAUCAAGGCACCGAGAAACUUGAAGUUGCUAAAACACCUUCCAAAGAUGGUUAUAAGGGAAGAAAAUCAUCAGCAAAAGCAAAGGAUAACAACAACAAUCCAGGCACUCGGAAAGUGAAAGUAAGUAUAAUGCUUGAAUUUUCAAAUAAAUUUAGAAUCGAAUUAGGUCGAACUCGUUUCGGUCCGUGGACUAAACAUCCCUUUAAUUAUUUGAACAUGGAUUGGACGCCGGAUCUUCACCGGAAAUUCGUGCAAGCGGUGGAACAGCUCGGAGUGGAUAAGGCGGUGCCGUCGAGAAUUUUAGAGAUUAUGGGAAUUGAUUGUCUAACUCGCCAUAACAUCGCCAGCCAUCUUCAAAAAUAUAGAUCUCAUCGGAAGCAUUUGCUAGCUCGUGAGGCGGAGGCUGCAAGCUUGAUCCACAGGAGGCAAAUCUACGGCGGAACUACGCCGGCAAGUGACGGAGCCAAGCGAGAUAUGAGCCUUUGGCUUCCACCUACGAUGGGUUUUCCGCCCAUGCACCACCAAAACCACCAUUUCAGGCCUUUGCAUGUAUGGGGUCAUCCCACCAUGGAUCGAUCUUUAAUGCACUUAUGGCCAAAACAUCUAGCGUCACACACACCGUCCCCUCCGCCAACGGCAGACCCCGGAUUUUGGAACCACCACUGUGUACCGAAUGGACAAACCCCGGGAACACCUUGCUUUCCACCGCCAUUGAUGGCGGCGCCAACGGUUAUUAAUUUUGUGGGAUUUGGUGCAAUACCGGCGCCGUGCAUUCCUCCCCACCAUACCAUGUAUAAAUCAGAAAUCGACACCCCGACCGGACAAUUAGGUCGCCACCCUCUAAUCGAUUUCCAUCCGUCGAGAGAGAGCAUCGAUGCAGCCAUCGGAAACGUUUUAUCAAAACCUUUGCUGCCGCUUCCGAUCGGACUGAAACCGCCCUCGACCGACGGUGUUUUGGCGGAGCUGCAACGUCAAGGGGUCCCCAAGAUACCGCCCUCUUGAGCUUGACCCGCUUACUACUUCGCCGACGGCGGAAAACCCUAAAAUCCGA
Messenger RNA from Hibiscus syriacus, 1675 nucleotides. Its product is annotated as transcription activator GLK1-like. The coding region runs from base 313 to 1626 and encodes 437 amino acids. Gene Ontology annotation, biological process: positive regulation of DNA-templated transcription. The record is from RefSeq and is a predicted model, not a curated record. Gene Ontology annotation, cellular component: nucleus. Lineage: Eukaryota; Viridiplantae; Streptophyta; Magnoliopsida; Malvales; Malvaceae. The transcript has 5 exons. Gene Ontology annotation, molecular function: DNA-binding transcription factor activity; transcription cis-regulatory region binding.